AUGGGAUGCAUUCAGAAGUACUCAUCUUUCAAAGUCAUAAUUUUUUUAAUACAAGAUCUGAAUAUUAUUUUUAAGGGGAAUUUACAUAUGGUGCAACCUUUAUUUACUGAAUCAGCAAAGAAUACAUAUUCCAAUGAUGAUAAUUUAAGAGAGGAAAAGUUUAGAGUGUUUUAUGGUACAUUUGUAGAUACACCAGUUUUAGGUGAAUUUCGAAUUCGUUAUCAAACGUCUGUUGGUGUAGAAUCGAGAUCAGGUACUAUAUUGUUCAUUAAUGAAAAUUCAUCAGAUCCUAUGGGAGAUGUCUCUAGAUUUGAUCCAACUAUCGAAGAAUCUAAUGUGGAAGUUAUCGAGUUGAAGUCCCAUUUUACAUCGUUUUUCUUUCCAGGUUUUAUUGAUACACAUAUUCACGCAUCUCAAUAUCCGAACACUGGUAUAUUUGGUAAGUCUACAUUGUUAGAUUGGUUGAUCAAGUAUACUUUUCCUUUAGAGCAAUCAUUAGAGAAUGAUGAUAUUUCUAAAGAUGUUUAUACAAAAAUAGUUAAGAGAACUCUCUCUCACGGAACGACUACAGCAUGUUAUUAUACCACCAUACAUGCUAGUUCAGCAAAAAUAAUGGCCCAAAUUUGCUCUAAACUAGGUCAACGGGCCAUGAUUGGGAAAGUGUGCAUGGACUUAAAUAGUCCUGACUUCUAUACUGAGAAGAAUGUUAAUGAUUCUUUAAAAUCUACGCUGGAUGUUGUUGAUUAUAUAUUCAAUGAAAUUAAAAAGCCAAUUAUAUUACCAGUCUUAACUCCUCGGUUUGCACCUAGUUGUAGUAGAGAAUUGAUGCUGGGUUUAUCAAAAAUUGCAUCAUCUUAUCCCGAUGGGCUACAUAUUCAAACACAUCUUUCAGAGAACAUUAAAGAAAUAAAUUGGGCGAAAGAGCUAUUUCCUGAGUGUAAGUCAUAUACCGAAAUCUACAAUAAAUAUGGAAUGUUGAGCAACAAAACCAUCCUUGCUCAUUGUAUUCAUUUGGAUGAUGAUGAAAUCAAAUUGAUUAAAGAAAACAAAAGUGGAAUUUCACAUUGUCCAAUAUCUAAUUCAUCACUGACCUCUGGCGAAUGCAAAGUUCGUGAGUUAUUAAAUGAAAAUAUUAAAAUAGGACUUGGUACUGAUGUGUCAGCUGGAUAUUCGACAAGCAUACUAGAUAAUGCCAGACAAGCACAUUUAGUCUCUAGACAUUUAGCCAUGAAAUAUGAUAAUAGAGAAAAAAGGGAUAGUGUAAAACUAUCGGUGGAAGAUGUUUUGUAUUUGGCAACAUUGGGAGGAGCCAAGGUACUUGAAUUAGAUGAUAAAAUUGGAACGUUUGAUAUUGGAAAACAUUUUGAUACUCAAUUGAUAGAUCUUAACGUUAAAGGCUCGCCAGUUGAUGUAUUUGAUUGGCAAAUUCCUGAUAUUAAUAACGGUAAUGAAAAUGAUAUAUUCACUUUAAAGGAAUUAUUGUAUAAAUGGUUUUUCAACAGUGAUGAUCGUAACGUUGCAAAAGUAUGGGUCGACGGACUUGAGGUUAUUUCAAAAUAA
Messenger RNA from Tetrapisispora phaffii CBS 4417, 1560 nucleotides. RefSeq names its product guanine deaminase (gene GUD1). Gene Ontology annotation, cellular component: cytosol. Gene Ontology annotation, molecular function: zinc ion binding; guanine deaminase activity. Lineage: Eukaryota; Fungi; Ascomycota; Saccharomycetes; Saccharomycetales; Saccharomycetaceae. The transcript has a single exon. Bases 1 to 1560 code for a protein of 519 amino acids. The record is from RefSeq and is a predicted model, not a curated record. Gene Ontology annotation, biological process: guanine catabolic process.